This is a messenger RNA of Heterobasidion irregulare TC 32-1, 1410 nucleotides long. RefSeq lists its product as uncharacterized. The coding region runs from base 18 to 632 and encodes 204 amino acids. Lineage: Eukaryota; Fungi; Basidiomycota; Agaricomycetes; Russulales; Bondarzewiaceae. The transcript has 5 exons. The record is from RefSeq and is a predicted model, not a curated record.
AGCCCUGACGUUAUAGUAUGGCACAAGUGCACACUUUGGAUAAAUGGGCAGCGGGGCCUGCGUAUGGUCCUGUUCUGUCCCAGACGGACUUGUAUAUUCUGUGCAAGGAGAUUCAACUCCAUCCCAUCCUGACGCGACAGCACCCUUCGUUCACACUGAUAUUCAACCUUCUCGACGGACAACCUGGGGGAUACAAUCCAAACGAUGCCGAGCACAACCUUCCUUUGACCCAGGCUAAUGAGCCGGCAACGCUACCUCGCGUGCAGGAGCUAGUCAUCAUCACGGACCAUUCCCCUUGGUGCACAAUAGUGAAGAACCCCGAGGGUGUGACUCUUGGAGAUGUAUUUGGCACUUUAUGGAGAGAAUAUACAGACAAUCCGGUAACGGAGGCAGAGCUCGGGAGCUGCCCCCAACGGAUCCAAGACGUGAUCAAGCGCGCGGCGCAGACCAAUCAAGGGAGCGGUACACCGUGGACAGGUUUCUAUACCCCUGCUGCCAGUCGGGUGAGGCGAGUCGAUUGGCUUCGGGACAAAGUCAGCUUCGAGAGCAUGGUGAAGGAUGACAAUUACAUCCACGGGCGUCUCGGUUUCUCGGCGCCCAAUAUAUUUUUGUUGAGGAUGGGGGCUUGGUAAAGGACUGGUUGAUAUACAUUACGGAGGUAUCGCUAUUUGUUUUGUAUUUUUUUCUUCUGUUCUCUGCCCCUUUUUAUGUAUGUUUCGGAUACAUCAUCUACACCGCAUGUGCUAUGAAUAAAUUUUCAACUGACUUGUCUCAGUUGAUCUAGAUGGGUGCAGAACAAUCUCUGCGAUCUGGGAUAGAGAUCUAUCCGAAUGGAAUGGAUGUAAGCGACAACUGGAGGCCAUGUCAACGGCCAUGCACGUAGUACGGCUGCAUAAAACACGCCUGUAAACACGAAGCACAUGAUUGCCUUGAAUUAGCACAUGACUCGUACACGUGUUUCGACGACCUCGCCUCUUCCGAUCAUCCUUGCACUUUCACUCUAGUGUCCCUGUCGACAACGAGGACCAUUUAUCGUGAAUUAUUUUCUCUCUACACUUCCUUCGUCUCUCGCUUUUCAAAAUUGGGCGCUUGUGAACAGGCAGGCCAUCUUUACCCUAAACCCUGAGGCCUGAUAGCGAAUCGUUCAAUAUAUAUUUUGGACCCCGUUGCUUCCCCUUUGGUGAAAAAAUCGCCCUUUGAACUCGAUUCCCAUCACGCAGCUGAGGUCAUCUUGCUGUCCUUGGGAGGGUCAAGCAAUCUGACUGCCUUCUAGAGAGAUAAAUUUGAGUCACCAUCCCGAGAAUCUGAUUCGAACCCUGUAUUCCCUUCCCACAUGUAAGUCUCUUUUUUCUCGGCUCAGGCGAUGUGCUGAUCGCCUCAUAUAUCUUUUCCCAUCCUCUUCGUGGAUGU